AUGAUGAUAACUACAUUUCUACUAUAUAUUUUUGGAUUGAUAUUUCUUAUUGAACCAACAUUCUGUACAGUAUCUGUUGAUGAUUCUAAUACUAUUCUUAUUUCAAAUGGGUUCGUGACAUGUUAUUCUGAUCAUUUAGUUAUUCAUUUCUAUUAUUUUCCAUUUGGUGAUAAAACAAUUAAAUAUGAAAAUAUUCGUUCGUGUGAGUUACUUUCAUCGAAUGAUCUAAAUUUUUUUGAAACAAAAUCUUGGGGAAUGGCAUUUUCAAAUAUUUGGUGGCAUUUGGAUAUCCGUCGUCAAUGGCGUAGUCAUUAUAUUGUUUUAAAUGCUAAUCAAUGGCCUAAAAUAGGUGUUACUAUGAAUGAUGAUGAUACCAUUAAAGUUUACAAUAUAAUUAAAAAUAAAAUGAUAAUUUGA
This is a messenger RNA of Adineta steineri, 417 nucleotides long. The record is from the annotation of a GenBank genome assembly. Lineage: Eukaryota; Metazoa; Rotifera; Eurotatoria; Adinetida; Adinetidae.